Molecule: messenger RNA, 1569 nt
Organism: Cataglyphis hispanica
Lineage: Eukaryota; Metazoa; Arthropoda; Insecta; Hymenoptera; Formicidae
Product: alpha-tocopherol transfer protein-like
Exons: 8
Coding region: 343-1323 (326 amino acids)
Cellular component (GO): membrane
Molecular function (GO): phosphatidylinositol bisphosphate binding
Source: RefSeq, a predicted model, not a curated record
CUCAUCAGCAAUGUGAGCACUGCAGUACUAAUUUGGUCAAUACUUUAUUUUAUUUAAUAUUCCGUUUUUGCGUUAUUUGUGAGUAAAGCAAGUUUAUCCGAAAAAAAAAGAGAGAGAAGGAUUAGUGAAUUAAUCCUUGAUCCACAGUGUGAGCUGUAUUGCUGAAAUUUCAAUGAUAAGAGAUAUAUAUAAAUACUGUAAUAAGUAAGAAAACUAAUUUGGUGCAUCCAAAAGUGCAAUUUUGAGAUCUCUACGAGAAUCAUUAAGAACCUUCACUGACCACUUGACUGACUUCUCUCGUUGUGAGAUUCUCGCAGCACGCAGUUUCAAAACAAAGAUACAAUGGCAUCAUCCGUGACUAUCGAGGAAAACUUUAAAUAUCCAUCCAAGGAAGAUGUUUAUCAAAACUGGCUAGAGAAUGCACCGAAGAUUAAGUUUGGUGAACACGAACUUCACAUUGAAUUGGAUAACGAGCAGAUCGACGAGUACUUUGGGCAGAAAGCCAAGGAGGAAUUGCGAGAAACGCCGGAAAUCAUCGCCGAGAGCUGUACACAGUUGAAAGAAUUAAUUGCAGGGGAACCUGAUCUAAAUGUACCUAAUGAAAAAGAAUUUUAUCAAAUGUUUUUGCGACCAUGCAAGUAUUAUCCGAAAAGUGCCUUUUCUCUUAUGAAACGGUAUUAUCGAUUUCGCUUAAACUAUCCGCAUAUGUAUGCCAAUUUGUUGCCUAGUAAAGAGAAGACGGCUUUUUACGCCAAUUUGGUUUAUCCAUUGCCGCUUCGCGCUAAAGAUGGAAGCAGAAUAAUAAUAAUAGAAGCCGGCAAACGAUGGAAUCCAAAGGAAGUGUCAGUGAAUUUGUUUUUUAAAGGCCUCAUAAUGCUCUUGUACUUGGCUCUCGCAGAACCUAGGACUCAGAUCGCGGGUGGACGCGUCAUCAUAGAUGUGGAAGGUUUUUCUCUGACUCACGUGACGUAUAUUACUCCGAGUUUCGCCAAAAUGGUCAUUGAGUUUGUACAGAAGUGUUUGCCUCUUCGCCUUAAAAGCAUCCACAUUGUAAACCAAUCCUUUUUUUUCAACAUGGCAUUCGCAAUUUUUAAACCAUUUUUAGAGGAGAAGAUUCGCAAAAGGAUUCAUUUUCACGGAACAGAUUGGGGAAGUUUAAUGACUUUCAUAGGUAAAAAAGCACUACUUAAAAGGCACGGGGGCGAACUAGAUAUCCCCGAGGGGCCAUUUGGUAUAACAUUUUGCGAAAAUAUACUUUUUUGCGAACCCUUUUUCGAAGUUGAUCUACAGUGUGGAUAUAAAAUGGAUAAUAGUAUAAAAUAGUCACUGUAUAUAUCCAAUUGUUGUAUUAUUAUCGUCAUUAUAAUUUUGAUUAUGAUUAUAAUUAUGAUAAUAAAAACUAUACGCAGGAAGUUGCAAUAUAUAAAUUGCUAACAUCAUUGGCAUCUCAUUCUUAUUAAUAACGAAUGUAAUUUGCCGUUGUUACGUAAAUGACCUAUUAAAAACAGGUCCUACGUUUAUAUAUUGAUACAUUGAUGGCAUCAAUAAAAAAUAUUGCGACGUAUGAAA